AGCACGUGGUGACCGGUUUAGUGUGUAAACAAAGUGGUGUUAAGGUCUUCGUGAGCACUUCUCGUAAAAUACUGUCGUUAGUCUGAGUACCUUUGAUUCUUCGACAUCGCGAGUCUACAAUGAGUUUUGACAAAUUUAAGGACACCAUAGACCAAGGAGAUACUGUUAUUCUUUAUCUGAGUGUUAAUAGCAUGCAUGCUAUUCAAGUUCAACCUAAAAUAAAAAACAGGAAAGAUGAAUGGGUUGACAAUGUUUUCCAGACGACUUACGGUGCCCUGAAGGUUCAGUCCCUUGUGGGAAAGAAGUUUGGUACUAAAGUGGCUUUGUCAAGAGGGUGGGCGUAUGUCUUACAUCCCACACCUGAACUAUGGACUCUGACUUUACCACAUCGAACACAAAUCAUAUAUACUCCAGACAUUAGCAUGAUCAUUUUUCAAUUAGAAAUAAAACCUGGAAGUGUGGUUGUUGAAUCUGGUACUGGAAGUGGCUCCUUGUCACAUGCACUUAUUCGCUGUAUCAAGCCACAAGGACAUCUAUAUACGUUUGAUUUCCAUGAAUAUCGUGUGUCAGUUGCUCGUGAAGAAUUUGAAGCUCACGGUAUUGGACAAUUUGUGAGUGUGGAAAAACGAGAUGUGUGUCAAGAUGGUUUUGGAACUGAACUGAACGGCAAGGCCGAUGCAGUGUUUCUCGAUCUUCCACAUCCAUGGGAAGCUGUGCCCCAUGCUGCUGCUUCUAUCAAGGAUUUGGGUGGACGGUUCGUGUCCUUCUCCCCGUGCAUCGAGCAGGUACAGCGCACCUGUGAGGCCCUCAGUCAGCAUGGCUUUGUGGAGAUCACCACCAUGGAGUGUCUUCAGAAAGAGCUGCAGGUGCAGACUCGCAACAUGCCCAUUUUGCAGCUAGACUUCCUCCAGCACAAGAGAAGUGUCCCAGCCGAGGACGCCCAAGUUGCAGCUGGAAUAUCUGGAGGCCAGAAACCAGAAAAGGCUGGCUGGAAGUCACCCGACAACAGAGAGCUGAGUCGCUUUGUGACAGGAAUGCCACCCCAGUCACUGACAGGUCACACAGGGUACCUGUCUGCCGCCACCUUGCCCCCAGUCUGGGCCAGAGUCACCCGCCCCAUGCGGGAUCAGCCUAGCCCGAGCAGCACACAGUGUUAAACAUUUCCUCGCUCAUGCUAUUUUGAUAAUAAAUGCAUUUUCUUUUAUUUAUGUUCCCAUAUCACUUUAUCAUUCCCACUGAUUGAAGGAGCAUUAGUCUGCAUUUAUAAACAAAUAAUCUCGUGCAUAUAAUGGAAACGGUUAAUAUGUCUGGUAAAUAUCUCUUCCUAAUUUUCCUUGGAUCCAGUACGUUAUUCACGAGUAUGGUAUCAAAAAUAAAGCGUGUACAACCUUUAAGAUCUCUUUUUUAUAAUUAGGAACAUUAAUCUUUAUAGGAUACACCAAAAUGUCUUGCCCUUUCAUCCGAUUCCUCGAUUCAGGAGAAAGCAACGUUCAGCCGUAACGCCUAUACCAAACAUAAGGGCUUCACUAACUCCACUUCCUGUCGGAAUAGAGGUUGAACUUUUAUUCUUCCUAGAAACGCUGUCAAAAUCGUGGCGAUCGGAACCCUAUAUUUUGUUUAGCAUUCUUCAUGCUGCUCAGUUAUUUGCAGGACUGUCUCCUUCAAUUAUCCAUUUCACUGCUGCAGAAAUAUUUAUUAUUCUUAUAUGCCAGAUGUUGUGACGUGUGUCUUUUAGGUUUUGUUUGCAGAUGUUGUUACGAAUUCAGAAAAUGGCUGGUAGGAAUUAUCUUAUUUUUUAUUUCCAUUUUAUGAAUAACUUCAGUCGAAGAUGUCUGUAGUACGGAGGAAAAUGUUCGUAACAUGAAUAUAUAUUGUAUGUGUUUCUUGUCGGCUGUGUAUACACGUACGAGAGUUCUUCACUCUGAUACCAUAUAAUAAACUGUUUAGUUCUUUCCAAGCAUCAGUUAGUGUUAAGAAAACAUGAAGCUUUGCUGAAACAUAAUUUAUUUUGUGUGAUACACUGCUUCAUUGUUUAAUAUCAAAUGGGAUAACUGAGCUGUGAGCUAGCUUAACGUUUUCUUGAUGAGUUUAAUUUAGAAAAUACAUGAUUUCUUUUGUUUUUAUUCUUAUAUGAUAACGUAUUAUUUGCAAUAAUAAAUUUUUGGCCUGAGUUCUCAAGCGAUCGCUACUUAUAUUAAUAAAAAUAUAAAUUUUAAGAGAUUCCUGAGGAGUUUAUUUUCACUUGCAUUAUUAAAUAAAUUUACUCGGCGUAGAAAGUACAGUUUCUUUUUUCUAGCACGAACAGAAUCCAAUUCACGAUUUUGUUAUUCUUUAUAACUGUAAAGUAAGAUUUACAUAUA
This is a messenger RNA of Cryptotermes secundus, 2360 nucleotides long. RefSeq names its product tRNA (adenine(58)-N(1))-methyltransferase catalytic subunit TRMT61A (gene Trmt61). The record is from RefSeq and is a predicted model, not a curated record. The transcript is spliced from 4 exons. NCBI's taxonomy places the organism in Eukaryota, Metazoa, Arthropoda, Insecta, Blattodea, Kalotermitidae. Gene Ontology annotation, biological process: tRNA methylation. The coding region runs from base 120 to 1157 and encodes 345 amino acids. Gene Ontology annotation, cellular component: nucleus; tRNA (m1A) methyltransferase complex.